Messenger RNA from Limanda limanda (common dab), 1490 nucleotides. Its product is annotated as tripartite motif-containing protein 16-like. The record is from RefSeq and is a predicted model, not a curated record. Bases 67 to 864 code for a protein of 265 amino acids. The transcript has a single exon. Gene Ontology annotation, molecular function: protein binding. Lineage: Eukaryota; Metazoa; Chordata; Actinopteri; Pleuronectiformes; Pleuronectidae.
GAGGAGUGUAUAGCAGGAGGUUGUGUUAGAAGCACCAGACACAGAAGAGGGCGGCGCUGCAGCUUGAUGUUGGUUGGAAAGAAGAAGCACAAUGUCCCUUUGGGAAUAUCAUCAACCAGCAGAGCCACAUGUCUCCGCCCCUCCGAAUCUAUACACUCAUCCAGCAUCAGGAUCCGUCCUCUGAGGAAGUUUGAGGAAGUGACAGCAGCUGUGUCACAGGUCAGAGGUCGACUACAGGACAUUCUGAGUGAGACAGAGACAGAGAUUUUACAGAUUGUGUCUCAAGUGGAUGUUUUACUGCCACAACCAGAGCCACAGACCAGAGCUGACUUCUUAAGAUAUUCACAGGAAAUCACACUGGAUCCAAACACAGCAUACAGACGUCUGUUAUUAUCUGAGGGAAACAGAAAAGUAAGCUGGAUGAGUGAAGAACAGUCUUAUUCUGAUCACCCAGACAGAUUCACUGGUUGGUGUCAGGUCCUGAGUAAAGGGAGUCUGACUGGACGUUGUUACUGGGAGGUGGAGGUGAGAGGAGUUGGUGUAGCAGUCACAUACAAGAAUAUCAGAAGAGCAGGAAACUCACUUGAAUGUAUAUUUGGUUACAAUGAUAAAUCUUGGUCGUUAUAUUGUGAUAGAAACAGUUAUAGCUUUCGUUACAACAGCAUCAAGACUCCAGUGUCAGGUCCUGUGUCCUCCAGAGUAGGGGUGUACCUGGAUCACAGUGCAGGUGUUCUGUCCUUCUACAGCGUCUCUGACACCAUGACUCUCCUCCACAGAGUCCAGACCACAUUCACUCAGCCUCUAUAUGCUGGAGUUGGGCUUUAUUGGAUUGGAUCCACCGCUGAGUUGUCUAAACUAAAAUAGACUUGAGUCAUUAAAAGCAGUGAUUCAGAUUCUGUGUGUAAAUCUUUAACUUCUUUUGUCUCCAUGGUUGUUGAUCAAAGUUUGUCAUGGUGACGUGUCUGCUCCGCACAUAGAUCAGCUGUCAAUCAAACACUGACCUUCCUUUAUCACACAUAUUUUGUUCUCACUUUGAAAGACAGAAAUCUAUAGUUACACUGACAUGAAUGUGUUUGAAAGAACUAAUGUUGCUGUUGUUUUCUAAAUCAAAGUAGAAAUCAGGUUGUGUGAUGUGUUAGAACCUGUGUUGAUCCUGAUCCUCAUCAAUGAGCUGAUCAAUGACCUCAGAGCGUCAACAUGUCCAACAGAUCAACUACACGCUGGUUGGAUUCACAGAGCAUCAGUGAUAUGGGAUGUUUGUCCUCAUUGUAUUUACAUAUUUAGUGAAUGGGCAUAUUGAUCUGCUGCUGCGUAGGUUUCUGUUCUUUUAGAUAUUCCUGAUCUGAACUAGCAGUUCCAUUGGAGAGUGUCCUGAUCGAGUCCCUCUGAGGGUUUGUUCUGCAGCUCUCAUCACAUGUGUGUCUUAUACAUGUGAUUAUACAUUUAAAUCUCUUACAUACGUAUAAAGCACUAAAACUCUAAUGUGUGAA